ACCGCGCCGCCCUCUGUUUUUCUCUAUCCCUCUCGCCGAAAACUGCGAGGUUCAGAUCGGAAAUCUUCUUUGAAUUUUCAAACCCGCCAAAAUUCUAUAACCCUCCUCCCAAUUUUAACGGUAUCUCUUUUUACAAUAAUCUCACUAAAAGAUUGAUUCUUGAACCAGCUACUGGAAUGUCGUCGUUUGUUUCUCGGGAAAAUGAUCCCAAAGCACAGUGCUUCUACAGUCGGAAAGAGAAAUCCCUUGGCCUCUUGUGCACCAACUUUUUGAGCUUGUACGACCGGGAGGACGUCGAAUCGAUCGGACUCGACGAUGCUGCAAGCCGAUUAGGAGUUGAGCGGCGAAGGAUUUAUGAUAUUGUCAAUAUCUUAGAGAGUGUCGGUAUUUUAGCGAGGAAAGCCAAGAAUCAGUAUUCGUGGAAGGGUUUUGGGGCAAUUCCUAGGGCUUUGGAGGAGCUCAAGGAGGAGGGUUUGAGAGAGAACUUCAAUAUCUCAGACUGCUGCAAUUUUGCAAAAUCUCUAGAUGACAUAGAAGAGGGUGGGUCUUCCAAUUCAAAAUCUGAUGGGCAAGACAGAUCUUCUGGAUUAUCAAAAAAUGAUAACAGAAGAGAGAAAUCUCUUGGGCUUCUUACACAGAAUUUUAUCAAGCUUUUCCUUUGCUCGGAUGCAGAUUUGAUCUCCUUAGAUUGUGCUGCAAUGGCUUUAUUGGGUGAUGGACACAAUUCAACAGCUAUGAGAAAUAAUUCUGCAGCAAAAGUUAGACGCCUGUAUGACAUAGCCAAUGUGUUAUCUUCCAUGAACCUAAUAGAGAAGACCCCUCACCCAGAGAGCAGAAAACCAGCAUUUAGGUGGCUGGGAGUAAAAGGAAAACUCAAGAACGCAUCUGCUACUGCUAUGGAUGUCCAACAGCCUAAGAAGAGAGUGUUCGGGACUGAUGUUACAAACUAUAGUUUGAAGAGAAAUAAGGAGGAUUCUUCAACCGAUUGGAAGUCAAACCAGAAUAUAAAUAUGCCAUUGCAUAUGAAACCUGGUGAUUUGGAAAACAAUGGGGAUGGAUUGGAGCAGAAUUCAAAACAUAGCUCAAAGGGGUUUGUAUUUGGCCCAUUCACUCCUGCAUCUGCUCCUGGAGUAGGAGACUCUGCAAAUAAAAUCAUGAAACCUACACAGGACUGGGAGAGCCUGGCUUCUACCUUUCGUCCUCAGUAUCGGAAUCAAGCUAUCAGUGACCUAUUUGGACAUUACGUGGAAGCAUGGAAGUCAUGGUAUGUUGAAGUUGCUGGGAAGAAACAGACGAACUCUAGAUAAAAUAAAAGACAUUUCCAACUACAGCAAUGAAAUACACCUUUUCCUUUUCCUAGCCAUGAAGAUCACAAUUCAUGAGUUCAUGUUGGAAGCAUUUUCUUGAUGCGCCAAUUGGAACGCUUGUCACCAACUCUGCUCAUUAACACCUUCAGUAUCAUAGUCCUGAUUUUUUUUCCCUUUUCUCCACAGCUGUAAGUCUCCAAGGUUUGAUCGGUUUGGAUAAAUGAACAUGUAAUAAUACAGGGAUAGCAAGAGUGAUUUUCCAUUUCCCUUGCCCAAUUCAUAUUUGGAAAGAGAAACAUUAAAAAGAAUUUUUCUUUUUCUCAAAUUCUUGUAGAUGGUCAAGACAACUGUCUUCCCUUGGACAUUUCAUUUGACAAUUCAUAUGUUGAGGCACUCAACCCAAACUGCUUCAAUUGGGGUACAAGAACUUCAGAUUUGAUACACAUUAGACCUAGUAGAAACCUGAAGAAACAUCGUGGAGAAAGCAUGUCUUCUCUUGGUAUUUAAGGCAUAUGUUAAAAAUGAAAAUGGUGAACUCGUUGCCGGGUCCUAUUGCCCUCUAGGCUGCUACUUGAAUGAAGCUGCCAAGCUCAAAGUGUAAACUUCAAUAGGGCCCUAAACAGGAUCUGGAACCAAUGCUACAUGUCGUGCACCCAGGAGAUCCCAGAGCUCACAGUGAACUCUGAUGAUAUAUGUUCAUGAAUAAGGAUAUAUUACUGUUUUCUUUACAUUAUAUCACUAGCGGAUCAUUAUUUUCCAUCUUUACAUGAACCUCAGGUCUCAAUCAUCCAUUGAAAGUGGAUGAAGCCAUGGGAGGAGCCUGCAGAAGCAAAGAAAAAGAGGGCACACGCAGGUAAAUUAGGAAAUAAGGUAAGAAACUUUACCUGCUGUUUACCUUGAGCUUCUAAGAUUGUUUCACCUUUUAUUUUUGUUGUUAACAAGGCAUUAUCUUUGUCAAGCACAGAAGAUAAAGGAUAUCUCCGUAUUUAUUGUGGCACAGUAUUAACUGAGCAAAACAGAUCCAAAAUCUCAAAAAUGUGGUUCAUGGCAGCUGUGGAGGGGCCAUAAGACCAUACAAGCCAUGACCACCGUUUGGUUUUUGGUCCACCUCUAUUUUGAUUCUAUGGUUUACUCAAAGAUUAAUGGACCCCAGUAUGCAUACAUGGUUAUCUUCUCUUCUCUCCUCUUUUACAAUAAUCUGAUUUCUUGUGGUCCUAAAUAUCUUACAUAAAACAGUCACUCCGUUAUCUGUUAAUAACAUCAAGACAAUUGGUCA
Vitis riparia (riverbank grape) is the source of this 2583-nucleotide messenger RNA. RefSeq names its product E2F transcription factor-like E2FF. The record is from RefSeq and is a predicted model, not a curated record. The transcript is spliced from 11 exons. Gene Ontology annotation, molecular function: RNA polymerase II cis-regulatory region sequence-specific DNA binding; DNA-binding transcription factor activity, RNA polymerase II-specific. Bases 177 to 1307 code for a protein of 376 amino acids. Gene Ontology annotation, cellular component: RNA polymerase II transcription regulator complex. Gene Ontology annotation, biological process: regulation of transcription by RNA polymerase II. NCBI's taxonomy places the organism in Eukaryota, Viridiplantae, Streptophyta, Magnoliopsida, Vitales, Vitaceae.